UAAAUACUCACAAUAUGGCUUCAAAUUACAUUUCUGCCACUGUUUCUUCGAUCCUAUUGUUCUUAUUGUGUUCCUCUUCUCUCUUCGGAGCUUCCAUGGCUGCUCUUGUUCAGGAACAACCUCUUGUUCUCAAAUACCACAACGGUGCUCUUCUUAAAGGAACCGUGACCGUUAAUCUCAUAUGGUACGGUAAAUUUACCCCUAGCCAACGGUCUAUAAUCGUUGAUUUCCUUCAAUCGUUAAACUCCCCAAAAGCCCCAAAUCCUUCAGCUGCUUCCUGGUGGAAAACAACUGAGAAAUACAAAACUGGUGCCUCCACUGUUACUCUAGGAAAACAAAUUCUCGAUGAAAAUUGUUCUUUAGGAAAAUCUCUGAAAAAUUCACAUAUUGUGUAUUUGGCUUCCAAGGGUGGUUAUAUGGGUAGGUCGGUGAACUUAGUGUUGACGGCGAAGGAUGUAUUCGUGGAAGGAUUUUGUAGCAGAUGUGGGUCCCAUGGCUCAAGUCGGGGUAAAGUCCGUUUCACUUACGCUUGGGUUGGUAACUCGGAGACUCAGUGCGCCGGUCAGUGUGCUUGGCCGUUUCAUCAGCCUAUCUACGGCCCACAAACGCCGCCUUUAUUGGCGCCGAACGGUGACGUUGGCGUUGACGGGAUGAUUAUCAACGUGGCAACGGUUUUGGCGGGAACCGUGACGAAUCCGUUUAACAAUGGAUACUUCCAGGGGCCAGCGACGGCGCCGUUGGAGGCUGUUUCGGCUUGUACCGGUAUGUUUGGGUCGGGUUCUUACCCUGGUUAUCCGGGUCAAACUCUAGUUGAUAAGAGUACGGGUGCUAGCUAUAAUGCGCAUGGGGUUAAUGGGCGUAGGUUCUUGCUCCCUGCUAUGUGGGACCCAACUAAAUCUGCAUGCUCGGCACUCGUUUGAGAAAGAAACAAUCAAGAGGGAGAUAAGGAGAAGAAAAGAAGAGGGUGGUGGGAUUGGGUGUGGACGAGUCUACGUAUGUUCAUUGUUCCUUCAGGAUUUGGUGGACUGAGGAAUUGCAAGUGUGGGGGUGGGUGGGUGGUUGUCGUUUUGUAUGACUGUAUAUUCCUUUGCUUUUAUGUUUUCUAAAAAAUGUGUAAAAUGCAAUGCCUAUAGGACUAUAAUUAAA
Molecule: messenger RNA, 1146 nt
Organism: Solanum tuberosum (potato)
Lineage: Eukaryota; Viridiplantae; Streptophyta; Magnoliopsida; Solanales; Solanaceae
Product: erg-1
Source: RefSeq, marked provisional